GAUAUCCUAUUUCGGUAGAGUACAGGGUUGUAUAACUGACCGACAAACCGUUGACUGAAUAAUGCGGAUAUGAUCGGUCAAUGUUUACAGUGUUAAAAAAAAGUUGCAGUCAUUGUUUUAAAAUCGGUGGAAUCAUUCGUGACACGAAUUACUUAAUUCAAACGUCACAUGACCAUCCGGUGACGGUGUAAACAAAAUAUUGAAGAAGUGAAGUUGUUGUAUUGUCUCAACAUUAUCAGUGUACUUUCUACAGACACUGGAGUAUGUAACAGACGAAGCGAAACAUUAGACGAGCAUGGACGAGAGGAGAAGUCUGUUGAGCGCCAGGAGACAUGACGCCGAGCAUCGACCAGGAAAUGCCUGCAAAGUGAAAGUAGCUCAAGGCGCUAUUCUGUUAACUGUGGCACUGGAAAGACUUGCAUUUUACAGUCUUACAGGGAAUCUUGUGUUGUUCCUGAACAGUGGGCCGUUCAACUGGAGAUCUUAUAAUGCCUUGUAUUGUACUUUUGUUUUUCUAGGAAUAUCGUACGUGCUAUCGUUUGUGGGUGGGAUAAUUGCUGAUACGUUGCUGGGAAAAUUCAAAACACUUCUUUUGUCAUUUGUGAUAUACCUAGUGGGUUAUGUCUUCCUGCCAGUGAUAACCAAAGGGGUGGAAUUUAUAUCUCCUAACAUUACAGCUUUACCUGAUAUUUGUGGUGGCGAUGAUAAUGAUGACGAUGGCAGUGAUAUGUACGAAAUCAUGGUCAGCCAAGAGAGCGGAAAACUGGAAUUAAUUGAUGAAAAUUGUGCAGGAUUGAUUUUUGGAAUCUUAACAAUCAUCGCAGUUGGUUCUGGAAUUUUUCGAUCUGUCGUAGCUCCGUUCGGUGCAGAUCAGGUUCGAGGGGAAGGUCCGCAGACAAGCUUGGCCUUCUUUAACUGGUAUUACUGGUCGAUCAAUCUGGGAACACUUAUUGCUUUGUCUGCUGUUACUUACGUACAACAGGAUGUCAGCUUCUUCGAUGGCUUUCUGACCUCCAAUAUUUGUUUGGGGUUAUCCUGCCUCGUAUUUAUUGCAGGAUGUUGGACUUAUGUGUAUAUACCCAAAACUGGAAGCAUUUUAACAAACAUUUUCAAAAUUUUAUUCGAGUCCUGUCAAAGGAGAAAAGUGAAUAGACAGAGAAUAAACAACGUGGAACAAGUCAGUAGUGAUAUAUCAGACAUUCCGGAACUCCGCUCCUCCGAAGCAUCGCCCUCAUUCCUGGACAGGGCUAAAUACAGAUAUGGAGGGAGUUUUCACGAAACAGCAGUAGAUGAUGUGAAACAACUUCUGAAAAUUUUGUGUGUGUUUGUCACUCUGCUACCGUACUGGAUGGUUUACUUUCAGAUGCAGACAACCUUUGAACUCCAAGGACUGCACAUGAAACUGGAUCUGUCAAACGGAGAAACUUAUAAAAUAUGUGACAAUAAUUUUUCAAGUUAUUCUCCUCACUCGACAGAUAAAAGCACAUUGGUGGCGGCGUGGUUUUCGCUGUUUGAUGUGGUGUUUCUCAUCCUCCUCCUGCCACUGUUUGACAGAGUUAUCUACCCUUACUGGGCUCGUCGUGGGAAGCCGGUGGGCAUGGUAUUUAGGAUCAGCCUGGGGAUGAUGUUUGCCACUUUUGCUGUACUGAUUGCUGGCAUUGUAGAACUCUUUAGACUUAAAGCGGUGUGGAAAUAUCCGGAUGAAGAGUGCUGCAGCUCCACCAUCAAUCAGACCAUAGGUCACACUGUGUAUAGGGCAGCUGACAUGAGUGUUUUCUGGCAAAUCCCACAGUACGCACUGAUUGGGAUUAGUGAAGUCUUCGCAAGUGUGGCGGCUUUGGAGUUUGCUUACCAGAUGGCGCCAAAGUCGAUGAAGGGAAUCAUCAUGGGAUUCUUCUACCUGUUCACUGGGAUUGGCAGCCUGCUGGGAACAGGCACCAUGUUUGCCUUUAAAGGGAUUUGGUUCUUUGAAGAAGACUUUGGCAAUAUUAACUGUCGCAUGCCAUGUGGUAUUGAUCAUGAAAACAUUUACAAGCACUCCUGCCAUCUGGAUUACUAUUUCUUUUUUCUGGCUGGUCUGGAAUUUGCUGGGAUGUUUGUGUUUAUCAUUGUUGCUCAACUUUUAAAUCUUAGCCAGCAUCUGGUGGCAGUGGCAAAAACAGCCAAGCUGGCCAGUGUCACAGAGAAGUCGUACCAAACUAGAGGAAGUGUUAGUCACAGAGUGAACACUCAAAACUAAAGCAGAGAGAGAGAGAGAGAGAGAGAGAGAGAGAGAGAGAGAGAUGUUGGUCUGUUAAAAACCAAAUGUGUUCAGGAUAGACCACCUAAUCAUUUGUAUAACAUGUUUUAACCAAAUACAGAUACUUGUUUUGCAUAAUUGUAUAAGUUAAUGUCAUAAUGUACAAAAUUCCUUUGACUUGGACAUUUUAAUGGUACAUGUAAUAACUGAAUUGAAUGAAGAUAUACAAAUCCAAUAUCAAUGUAUUAUCAUGUCUUUUUAACUGUUUACAUUUGACAUCAUAAUAUGAUACAAUUCACAAUUUCAUUGAUUAUUUUUCCAAAGAAAGUAAUGUAUUAACAACAAAUUAGUGUAUGCAUUAUCAUGUUCUUUGUAAUGUGGUGCAGACAGGGUAAGAGGAAUGGGGAGAAAGGGGAUGGAAGGAAAGAGAGACGAGAGGGAAGAAAGAGAUGAGGGAAGAGAGAGAUAAUAAGGAAAGAUGGAGGGAAAAGUGGAAUUCCCUGACUUCCCCCUGUAAGGUAUCGGAUGGUGCUAUCAUGAAAUGUGUGUGGAAAUUUCUUGACAUCACAGAGAUGAGAGAUAUUGUUUUUAAUGAAUUAAUGGGCAUAUUUUAGUUGCAAUCAUUCAUUCUGUUUAAAACAUUUUACUAGGGCAAAUGUAGAUCACCCGAAAUGUACUAGACAGGCAUGUCUUAUCAAGUUUGUUUGGAUAUUUUUGAUAUAUAGAAUGCAAUGGGUAUUUAUUUAGAUUAGAAAUUAAUGAUACAUGCUACAAAAAUGGAUAUAUAUAUAUAUAAAUAGAUAAAUAAAUGUAUUUCUUUUUUGCAGUUAUGAAAUUGUUGUAAAUGUUGUGAAUAGAAUUCUUAAAAAUGAUGUAGAAAAUGUAAACCAUUUAAGAUGGUUAAAAUAAAGGUGGGAGUUUUUGUGAAUUAUGACAAAAAUGGCAGUUUGGUAUCUAAGAUGAUUGUUAUUGAUCUGAUGUACUCGUAGAUAAAUAUAAAAAAAGCUUAUAGCAUAUGUGUAUAUCCCAGAGUGCCGCCAAGUGGAACAUUCCCUUUCAGCUGGGUAUAUUUUAACACACUGUUGAACCCAGUACAUAAUAUGAAUCGAUAUUUAGCAUGUAUAUAAAGUAAUGCAUUUUUAUUUAUCAGCGUUAAGCGGUCAGUUAUGAUAUUAUUUUCUCUCCCACUUCAUUGUGAGGGUAUCAGUAAUAAUACCCUGUGGUAUGUUUGUAUUAUAGAGGGGGGUUCAUUGCAUUUAUCCCUGAAAAUGCAAACUCACUUGACAAUUAUUCCUUAGGUAUACUUUCAUGAUAGAAGUAAAAAUCAAAAUUAUCUCCUUCACAUAUAUGUAAAUAUAGAUGAACUUUUGAUAUUCUCUGUAGACAGUAUUAUUGAAAUAGAGAUUAACCAUUUAUUAAUAAUCGAUAGCACAUGUAUAGUUUUUAUUGAAUAAAAUGUUAUUUUUAAA
Molecule: messenger RNA, 3708 nt
Organism: Ostrea edulis (European flat oyster)
Lineage: Eukaryota; Metazoa; Mollusca; Bivalvia; Ostreida; Ostreidae
Product: solute carrier family 15 member 4-like
Exons: 8
Coding region: 296-2239 (647 amino acids)
Biological process (GO): transmembrane transport
Cellular component (GO): membrane
Molecular function (GO): transmembrane transporter activity
Source: RefSeq, a predicted model, not a curated record